CUCUGCUUCGGCAGCAGUUCUUAACUCACCACAAACCGCAAACAACGCGUCCGCAACAACACGCAACGCGCCUUAAAGCCAAGUUUACACAGCUUAACUUAGAACUGGAGAUUUCGUGUGCAAAUUAGUGCGAAAAUGAACUCCAUCGUCAGUAUUGCCCUACUCGCGCUGGUCGCAUGUACCCACGCCGAUGUGUCACAUUUGUCACGCACCUACUUACCGCCAUCGACGGCAUCCGCAUCCCGUACCGUUACUUUCAAUCCAGCCACGGGCUAUUCAAGCGGUGGUGGUGUAGGUGUUAGCAGUGGUGGCAGCAGUCUUGGUGGUCAGCGUUACACAGCGUCCGCCGUUUCGCACAGUGCACCCUCCUUACAAGUGCACAUUAUUUCGAAGAGCUCCGGCGGUCAUUCUGUGUCUGCCGUGCCAUCUCGUCAAUAUCUAGCUCCCGUUCAAGUGCCGGCUGCAGUGCAACACAGUUCUACUAGUUAUAGAGCACCUGCAGUGCACACGUCGUCUUAUCGCGCCCCGGCUGCCACAUACAUUGCUCCAGCAGUUCAAAAGCCAGCAUUUGUUCAACAUCAUGUUCAACAAUAUCGCGCACCAGUUGUAUCACAAAGUGUCCCGACGGCCACUCAAUAUCGUGCACCAGCUUCCGUCCAUAGUGCAGCAGUGAAUCAUGGCACUUCGUCUGGUUCUUAUAGAGCUCCUUACUCCUACAAUGCUCCGGCACCAGUUGUAUCACAAAGUGUCUCGCCAGCCACUCAAUAUCGUGUUCCAGCUCCUGUCCACAGUGCACCAGCUACGGUGAGUCAUAGCGCAUCGUCGGGUUCUUAUAGAGCUCCUUACUCUUACAACGCUCCGGCAUCAAACAUUCGUGUGCCAGCGGCUCAAUAUCAAUCAUCUGCAGCGACAUAUAGAGCUCCAGCCGUUCAACAUCAAGCAGCCACUGUAUCGUAUAGAGCUCCAGUUGCUCAAUAUCAGGCCCCUGCUGCUCUAUAUCAAGCCCCUGCGACUACAUAUGGCGCCCCAGCGUCACAAUAUCAAGCUCAAACGACUAAGUAUCAUGCACCCGCCGCUACUUAUAAAGCACCUGCAACAUCUAGUUAUCAAGCACCGGCUUCCUCCUAUAGCGCAUCCACCACAUACCACGCUCCCGCCAUUUCUACAAGCAGCAUUUCAAGCGGUUCGUACCAAACUUCAGCUGGUCAUUACAGUAGUCCUGCGAUCUCGUACAACGUUCCAGCUAAAUCCAUUUCGUCAUCGUCAUCCAGUCUUGGUACCCAAUAUGCGGCUAACGGUGGCUAUAUUUAUUAAAAACUGUAUUUGCGCAAAGCGUCGAUCUUUUAUAUGUUAAAUGUUGGUAUUAUCUCGCUACGAAUUGAUUUAAGAACAUUAAAUAUUUUUUAUUGAAACGAAA
This is a messenger RNA of Bactrocera dorsalis (oriental fruit fly), 1417 nucleotides long. RefSeq lists its product as uncharacterized. The record is from RefSeq and is a predicted model, not a curated record. Gene Ontology annotation, biological process: positive regulation of transcription by RNA polymerase II. NCBI's taxonomy places the organism in Eukaryota, Metazoa, Arthropoda, Insecta, Diptera, Tephritidae. The coding region runs from base 136 to 1314 and encodes 392 amino acids. The transcript is spliced from 2 exons. Gene Ontology annotation, cellular component: RNA polymerase II transcription regulator complex. Gene Ontology annotation, molecular function: transcription coactivator activity.